Molecule: messenger RNA, 3382 nt
Organism: Gambusia affinis (western mosquitofish)
Lineage: Eukaryota; Metazoa; Chordata; Actinopteri; Cyprinodontiformes; Poeciliidae
Gene: sstr5
Product: somatostatin-like receptor F_48D10.1
Exons: 5
Coding region: 820-2172 (450 amino acids)
Biological process (GO): cellular response to glucocorticoid stimulus; neuropeptide signaling pathway; regulation of insulin secretion
Cellular component (GO): neuron projection; membrane
Molecular function (GO): neuropeptide binding; somatostatin receptor activity
Source: RefSeq, a predicted model, not a curated record
UUGAACUUCAUUGCUUCAUUACGCAGUCUCUCUGAAUCCCGCUCUUUUUCUCUCUCUCUGAUCAAAUCGAAGGAGAAAAGCUAUGAGCACAAAGUUAAAAGAGAAGCGGCGGAGGUGCAGCUCAGCACCAAGGACAGCGAACGAUGCCGUCAUUUUCAAACCUUUUUUGGUCAAGCAGUGGGAAAAUCCUAAGAAUGUGUCGCAGAUAAAAGAGGCUUUUUCUUGGACUUACGACGAAUUUUUUUAAAAUUAUUUAUUUUAUUUUAUUUUACCUCUGUUCAAAGUAAGACGAACCCUGACUUUGUACAUUUUUACUCGAUGUGCGUUAAAUGUCUCUAAAUUCCUUAAAUAUUGUAUUUCGCCAUUAUCAAAAAAAAAAAAAAAAAGGGAGUAGCUUUAGCAAGGGUUUAUAAUUUAUCCUGUGAAACUCCUAUUGCAGAAUCCAUAUAUAUAAACGUAAAUCCAAGCAGAUGCGCUGUGCGUAAAAGCGUUGACACCGCUCGGUGCCAUUCAGCUUUGGUGCGCGGCGCACUGUUCGGCUCGUCUUGUUAAAAUAAUAUAUAUAUGUUUAUCGUUAAUGAGGCUGACGUGAAGCUUUUCCAACUACACCAACCUCUCAUGUGAGAUCUAACUGUCUCUUGUUUGAGCUUAGUUAUAUUUGAGUGAAAACCUUUUUUUAAUCGACUUUACAUACGAAAAGCAGAAAGUAGCACUUCAUUGUCGCAGCUGAUUUACUUCUUUUUUUUUUGCUCUAAAAUAAGAUCAGUACAGUCUAUUUUCGGAAUCAGGGGAAUCACGACUGCAUGUGGAUUGUACACAAUGGACCCUCCGGACAGGUACUGGUAUCCACUCCCUCCAGAGCCCAACUCCUCUGCAGCCGCUGGCUCACCCUUUUUCUUUCCCUCCCCUCGUCUCCUGAACGUCUCCUCCAACAUGUCCACGCAGAGUGUCCCCUUCCAGGGCAGCAGCACCCCGGUGACCGCUAUUAUCUACUUCACUGUCUUUUUGGUGGGUCUGACCGGCAACACACUGGCCAUUUACGUAGUGUUGCGCUACGCCAAGAUGAAGACCGUCACCAACAUCUACAUCCUGAACCUGGCUGUGGCCGAUGAGCUCUACAUCAUCGGACUGCCCUUCCUCACCACUCAGAACGUUCUCUCGUACUGGCCCUUUGGAUCGUUCCUCUGUCGUGUGGUGAUGACUGCGGACUCCAUGAACCAGUUCACGUCCAUCUUCUGCCUCACGGUCAUGUCUAUGGAUCGUUAUCUGGCUGUGGUCCAUCCGAUCCGUAGCACCAAAUGGAGACACCCUCGCGUGGCCAAGGUGGUGAGCGCAGCGGUCUGGGCUGUGUCCUUUAUCGUGGUCCUUCCAGUGGUCAUCUUCUCUGACGUGCAGGACAUGUUCAACUCCUGCAACAUGAACUGGCCGGAGCCAAAGGAUGUGUGGUCGACGGCCUUCAUUAUUUACACUGCCACAGUGGGUUUCUUUGGGCCGCUGCUCAUCAUUUGCCUCUGUUACCUGCUCAUUGUUAUUAAGGUGAAGUCGUCUGGGGCCAGGGUGGGCUUCAUUAACCGCCGCCGUUCAGAGCGAAAGGUGACGCGCAUGGUGGUGGUCAUCGUGGUGGUGUUCGUGCUCUGCUGGCUGCCGUUCUACAUCAUCAACAUGGUCAACCUGGUGGUCAUCAUCCCCGAGUCCAGUGUCACUGCCGGGAUCUACUUCUUCGCCGUCGUCCUGUCCUACGCCAACUCCUGUGCAAACCCGCUGCUCUACGGCUUUUUGUCGGAUAACUUCAAGCAAAGCUUCAGAAAGGUGCUCUGUGUGAAGGGUAUGAGGUGUGCCGCCAAUGGUGUCGAUGACGGUGACCCCAGCGCUCCACGCACAGAGAAAACUACGGCGCAGGACUGCAUCCUGCUCUCCCCUCGUAACGAGAUCUACCACGACGCACAGAGCAGCCAGAUCUCACCCCACCCCACUGACUGUUUUGGCCCCCACUCUGCUGCCGACCUGAACCGCUCCACCCCUAAAUACCAGCUUUCCUCCACGUUCCCGGGAACAGCCGCUGCUACGGCCGGAAACUCCUUGAUUAUUUCCGAGGCACCCGGACCUCCCACUACCACGGCCCUGACCACCGCCUCCUCCUCUGCCUCCGUAGCUCCAGAGGAACAGCAGUGAGUGGACUCUGGGUCCCACAGUGGGUCUACAGAAGAAAAACAAAGAGAGGCUGGAUUUGCUGUUUAAGAUAUCAAACUGAAAAAAAAAGUUUCUUUUUCCUUCAAACUGCAAGCUCACUUUAAACUAAUAGCUACACUUCUGCUUCUCAUUGUGUGACAAACUGUUGAAGAUUUUUGUUUACCAAGCCCAACUCUUCAUUAAGCCUCCCUCUGACAUAAGUGCCUUUUCAUCAGCUCCCAGUAAUCAUCUCAGCUCCUAAAGGAAGGCAGAAACAUUCACACAAUCUUUUUUUGUGUGGGUCCUUUGUGUCAAGGACUCUUUUAGCCUGUAACCAUGUCUACGCUUACUACGCCUUUUACAUUCAGAAAAUAGAAUCCAUACAACUUAUUUCAUAUAACUAACACCAAUGUUUUAAUUUGUACCUGAUGGUUUUUAUUGUUAUUAUUUAAUGCUCACACUAAUUUCUUAUCAUUUACUAUACAGUUAUGAUCAAAUUAAUAUCCUUUCAACAAGCGCAUUAGUACCUUAUUCGGUUUGGGCUUUUAAGUUAUAAACUGAAUCUUUCUUUUUCUAUGAAGAAGUGAUUAUACAACAUGCAACUUCAUUAGUUCCACAAAUUACAACUUAUUGUGAUUUAUGUUUUUCCCUUCAUCUGCAUAUUCAACAGUGACGUCCGGUGAGGUUCAUGACUGGUAAGGCACUGACUUAAUCAAAAUCAUAAGACCCCCUGCAUGUUGUACAUGCGGAAAUUUCGCGCAUGCGGACAACAUUGAAGGGCAAAACGACGGUACUUUCACACGCCAUCCAAAGCCGUGCUGCCAUGGUGGAAUAAUUCCGUUACCGUAAUGAAACUUGGAAAUAUAGAUAUUAUUUUAGUGCUAUGCUGCACGGCAACGGGAAAACCCGUUGAAGAGCAACUCAAACCACCAUUUUCUCUCUGUGUAUCGGCCAAGCUAUACGUAGACUCGUUGCGUGUAGCUUCACUGAUUUAUUGUACUGCUACUGUCUUACUCUGCAGACGCGGAGUCACAAUGUCUAGGAUCAUGAGCGCCCCCUGCCAUGAGGCAAGAGAACUGCCUGCCUCACCUCGAAUCUGUUCACACAAAACAUGUUACACACAGUUAGUAACAACAAGCACUGUACAUUAUAUACAUAAGAUAAAUGAUGGAAAGUCAGUUUGUAUAUUAAAAGUUUCUUAACCAUUUUAUUG